CUCUUUUAGUAUUCAUAUAAUUCACUGGUAAUAUUACACAGUUAUGUGUUGUAAGGUACUCUUGUUCUAGCUGAGAGGAGUUAAAGAUAGUUAACCCGACAGUAUGGAUGCUUUCUACAUGAUUAUAUUGUUUCACAUUGGUGGUGCACAAGGAAGCACACACUUAUUGAUCCUAAACAAAGAAAAGAGUGUUACUUUGACAUGUCACCAGAAGAGCAGCCCUCUUUGGUAUGUCGAUUGUAACCUUGACUUUAAGUUGGAUUCUGAUGUUAAAUGCCAAAAAGAUGAAAAGGUGAAAUGUGACAUCAACUCAAACACUAUUACACUUGAUGAACUAGAGUGGAACAGUGGAAUUUAUGCUUGUGGACCCAGUUCAAACCAGGAAUCAUCUUGCCAAAAGAAUACAUUAUUAAAUUCUUUGUUUACUGAAUGUAACUGUCAGUCUUUGGAUUUUUUCAUCUUGGCAGUGAAAGAUGAAGAUGAGAAAGGGAAGACCAUCAUUCCAAAAGAAGAAGUAUCAGCAGACUCAUUAACUAAAAUGCCUGGAAACAAUGUUACACUACCAUGCAAAUUCAACAUGACACAAAGUUUGUCUUAUACAGUGUAUUGGAUCAAAUCAGAGAAUGGCAAUAAAUGUCUCCGUUCUUAUUAUGUAACUAGUGAACACAUCUCAAACAACUCCCAUUGCUGUAUUGAGGGGAACUUUCCAGAGAGAAUGAUUUACAAAGUACCACCAAAUCCAUAUUUGAAUCCCUAUGUACUUGACCUUAUUAUAACUAACGUUAUAGACUCUGAUCGGGGGCGGUAUGUCUGUAUAGUACGUGUGUUUGACUCCAACAAGAUCACCUGGAGGGUUAUAACCAACAUCUCUAUUGAUAUCUCUACCAGCAAAAGUCCAGUCAGCACCUCAAAACCACAAAAUACCUCUCAACCAAAGAAUCCAUUGCUCCCUUUGUACAUUAUCGGUGCUGUUGUGCUGGCAGUUCUUGCAGGUGCUAUUGCCCUUGCGAUGAGAAAGAAGAAAGCAAACACAAAGGGUUCUACAUCUUUAAGGAUGCAAAGAGACCAACAAGCGGUUGAAUUACAAGACACUGAUUGUACAUCAUACCCUGCUGUGGGCAGAAAUACUACUGAAGGCGCCAACACUCUAGAGCCUUACUCUGUGGUGAGACUGGCGCCGGGGUCCUGCAGCCAGGAGAUGGGAGAUGCGAUGAAGCCAGAGCGGGCUGAGAUCACCGCAGAGGCAGAGCCCUAUUCGGUGGUCAGGUUGAACACCGAGUAUGAAGGGAUAGCUCUUUCGUCAAGCGAGGCCCCCAAACCAACUGAACAGCAGGGCAAUGGCAAUGCACCAGCUAACCACGAAACCCACAUAUACGACAAAAUUGAUGACAAUCAAAAGAUGUCUAAAUGAGUAAUGAGGGUACAUAGAGUGCAUUGCUAAACAAAGCUAGCACUUAUAAAAUGUUUGCCAUAGUCGAAUUGUAGUAAAACACAGUAAAAACAUUGUGAAAGCAUGUAAGUAGGUAAGCAAUAGCAUACUACAGCAUUGUAAAGUACAGAUCAUUGUAUAGAAUAAUCGUGUGCAAAGCAUGUUUACAAUGUCCUGUGACGUUGCCUAAAGAUGUUCUUUAUGUUCAGACUGUUUUCAAUUUCCCUUAAUUUCAAAUGUACCCCUGCCUAACCAGGGAGCCCAUUAGGUAAAUAGAAGUAUGUUAUAUGAUAGAUUGAGUUUUAACAGACAGAAACUUUGCUUUUGAUAGCUUUGCACUAUAGGAAACAUUUUAGUUGCAGAAUUAUGCUGUAUAUCGGACUAUAUUGCUUUGUAAGAUGAACUUUCAUUUGUGUAUUGAUUUUUAAGUGUAGUUUGUUUGUCCAUACAUUAAUAAACAGCAUUUUAUGA
Messenger RNA from Polyodon spathula (Mississippi paddlefish), 1900 nucleotides. RefSeq lists its product as uncharacterized. Lineage: Eukaryota; Metazoa; Chordata; Actinopteri; Acipenseriformes; Polyodontidae. The transcript has 7 exons. The coding region runs from base 104 to 1411 and encodes 435 amino acids. The record is from RefSeq and is a predicted model, not a curated record.